GUGUUUAGUUUUUUUUUGUGAUUUGAUUUAAAUUUCAUUCUGGAUUAUCGGAAAGUGAAUUAAAAGUGUGUUUAUUAUUGAAUUGGCGAAAUAUUUUGGUGUUUAAACAUAUUUUUUAAGGUGUAACAACAAGAACAGCGAAAACGGCACAACAUCGUCUUCUCGUUGGUGUUAUUUAAGGGAUAUACGUUUAUCUCUUUUUAACACUAUCGUGUUGUAUGCGGUGGAGUUUAUUGUAUGUACUACGUUGAACACAACGGAUAAUACAUAUUUUGUAACAACGGGGCCUAUUCACUAAAAUAUACCACACAACGAGCGUACGACGACGUGAAGAAGUGAAAUGGCGCGUGCUGGAACUGCCCGACAUCGGGGUCGUAACGCACAGGGUCAUUCAGAAGGUGGCGAUGAUGUACAACGCUCACUAGAAUUACUUGACAGAGUAUUAUCCGAAUUCGAUGAUAUAGAGAAUGCAAAUCAAAUGUUACAACAACAAGCAUUAUUAAGUGGGGGUACAACAACAGUUGUAACAUCUUCAACAGAAGGUAGUGGGAGUAAUGGAGAUGUAGAUGAAACACAACAGACAAAUACUGGAGGUACUAAGGGUGUUGUCAUAACAAAACGUGACAUUGACCCAGGGAAUACUACAGGUGUUGGGAAUGUCUCAUCUACGCCAGAAGAUGAUAGUCCAUCGUUAGGUGGACAUCAAUCCGAAGACGAUGGGUACAUGAGUAUGAAUGGACGUAAAGCGAAAUUUGCAUUAACGUUUAAUCCUGUUAGUGAAGUAAUCAUGCAAGCGGCAGCGGCACAACAUCAAGAAGUAAUACCAUCCUCCGAUGGGACCAACAACACAAACAUUGAUAGUAGUAAUAUUAUAAUACCAUCGAAUAUACAACAACAGACAACAACGACAGUUGAAAUGGAUUUUCCACCACCUCCUGAAGAGGCGGAACGACUCAUUGCGACACUUUUGCCACGGGUUUCACCGGGAAAUUCAGCAAAACGAAGUGUAGGCCGAAGAAAAAAUAAUAAUAAAACACGCACAGAAAUUUUAACAAGUCCAUUAAGCCAAUUCCACAAAUAUAAUAAUGUGGAAUGUAUGGUUAAUGGUGAUGAUCCUGCCAUAACAGCAGCUACCCAAACAACACUGCCACAAACACGCCAUCAACGUCCAUACGGUUGGGAUAGAUCCAACUCUGAAGGUUUUCACUUACAUCAAAUCAAUCCAAAAAAAAUGGGACAACGUUAUGCAAGUCUACCAUAUGAUUCACGUAACAAUCCAGUUGCCCACAUAGUAAGUCCAUUAAACAUUCCACGAUGGGUACCACCACGUACAGUGCCUGGAGCAUCUGAACGUCAUCGUGAAGUAUGUCGCCGACAUAAUAUACAAUCAAGCAACGAGAAUCUAUCAGCACCAGAUAAUCUCGAUAACAAUUUACGUCCAUUAAAUAAUGAUAACGAUGCCGAACAUUUCUCUGAUGAUUCAUUAGAAGAACAAUUACCCCCUCCACCACCACAACCGUGUUCAAAGCGAAGCAGUAUCGCCUGGGAAGUUUCAAUCGGUGAUGACGAGUGUGUUGACGAUCCAUUACUUACCCCAGGAAGUACAAAAGUUGUCCGUCGUCGCCGAAGAAAGUCAAAUGGUGACCAAUUAUCACAUUCUAGUACAAGCUCAAUACCAAAUCGGUGUUUACGAGAUUUGGAUUUAGAUUGGCCUGAUCCUCCACCAUGCAGUACUGAAGAUGAGAUUAUUUCACCGUUUUCUGAUUCAGAUGAUCCAGUAAUUUUACCCGACGAUGUCCAUUCAUCAGAUUUUAGCAAUAACAGUGGAACUUAUGUCAUACGUCGCGGGCGUAACAAAGAACGGAAACCGCUAUUACAAAAUCUCAAUAAUAGUUGUCAAAUGUCAACAAAUUCAAAUUUAUCAUUAAACUCAAGACUGAGUUCAGAUUUAAGUAUACCACACUCUCGUUAUAGUACAGAUUGGAAUAAUAGUUCAAUAUUAUUUAGCCGGGAACUAAUUACACCGAAUUCCCGAGUAAGUAUUGAUUUAAGUACACCAACAUCAAGACAGAGUCAUGAAUUAAAUUCACCAAAAUCUCGAUAUAGUUUGGAUUUAAAUAUGUCGUCACGAGAUUCAUCAAGUUUUCAGCAACAUUUGUCACAGUCACACAGUUCAUCGCGGCGAUCAAGUGAUCCUAAUUAUAUAACUCGAUCAUGUACACCAAAUCAAUCCCGAACACAAAAACAUAGCACAACCUUUGAUAAUAUUAAAUCGCUAAUGAAAGAAGGUGGCAUCGAAAGGACCUCAUAUACCCCGAGUGGUCCUGAAGAUGAUGACGAGGAUAUUUCUGGACCAAUUUAUAAUCAUCAUCAAAUUAUACCACCAAAUUUAGUUCGAGUUGUUUCGUUACCCACGCUAACUGUCGAUGAAUUUACUCCACGUCGAGAAUUAACUGUAACUGUUGAAGAAGAAGAGGACAUAGAAAGUCCACGACAACAGAAUAGUAUGUCACCACUACGGAAAGUCGAAGAGAAUAUCAGCGCACUUUUAGAACGACAGGAUUUAGAUGUUUCUAAAUUACGAUUAGAAGAUCGUAAUUAUAAGGAUACGUUACAGCUGAAUUUAAAAUCACAUAAAGCUCACAUGGAAAUCCCGAAUUUAGAUCGAAAAAAUCGUAAAAACCGAAAUGAAGAUGAUGGAGGAACGCCAAAAUCAAAACGAAAUGGGAUACAAAAAUCAGAAAGUGCAAAAGAAAUGUUAUUAUCACAUAAUCCUAGCUUGGAAGAUGAUGAACCAGGGUUAACGAAUUCAAAUUCAGUUGAUUUUCCAGUACGCGUUGAAAUUUUGCAACACGAAUUCCCCCCAUUACCUCCAUCCCCUGUUGAAGAAGAUGAUGAUGAAUAUCAAGAGAUUGCAAAUCCUAAACGUGCUGAUACAUUACCUAUACAUACAGGUGACUCACCACCCGCAGUUCCUCCACACCGUGGAGGCAGUACCGAUACGACGAAUAGCUUAAAAACACGUUCAAUGGAUGCAGAAUUCAGCCGUGGCUAUCGAAAUAAUUAUUCCAGUAGGCAAACUACAACCCCAACUGAACGUCGAACGCUACCGACAGAUUUAUUACCAGGUACAACUCGACGUCGAACAUUUCUUAAACGCGCGUCACAAAGUCCAAGCGAGUCCAGUUCGUCAACCCAACAUCAUAUGCAAACGUCAUGUUCGUUACCAGAAACCCCAAUUUUUGCACGAGGAUGUGAUAUUCCUCGAACACCCCAUCGUCGGGCACCUGAAGUACCAACUACGUUAGGCUCGUCAAGCCGUACAGCUCCACGACAAAGUAGUACAAUGGGUACACUAAAUACGAUUGGCUCAAGUGCGGCAUAUCGACGCACUGGUGCUUCAAGUACGGGUUUAGAACAAGCAAUGGUUGGUGCUGAGCUAUUACGUUUAGCUGGUGGUCCUGGACGGGGAUGGUACCCACGACAUAGGCAACAUACACGACCUGCCUCAAUUGAACACUUGGAUCGAUUGGCACCAGGUCAUUUAGGUUCAAAUCCAUGGGACUGUAAUUCAAAGAAACCUUUGACGUUACCACCAAAUUUAACACCAAAGUUUUAUCAAAGAUCACCACGUGAAGCGUUACGAAGAGUUACCAGUUUGUUAAUACGAAAAGGCAAUAAUGGGAAAGAAAAUUCAAAAAAAGAUAAAGAUACGUUAUCACCUUCGGGAAAUUCAGUAAAUGGCUGCUGGUUUAAUCGGAAGAAUCGUUGAUUUCUCAACGGUUUUUCAACUCGUAUUGUUUUAACAAAGGUGAGGAAGGUCAAAAGAAGAAAGGAUUUUUCAAAAGUUUUUGGAAACGAUCUAGACAUUAUUCGUUAGAACAGUAAAU
This is a messenger RNA of Chrysoperla carnea, 3890 nucleotides long. RefSeq lists its product as uncharacterized. Lineage: Eukaryota; Metazoa; Arthropoda; Insecta; Neuroptera; Chrysopidae. The record is from RefSeq and is a predicted model, not a curated record. The transcript is spliced from 8 exons. Bases 341 to 3772 code for a protein of 1143 amino acids.